AUGACGAAGCGCACCAAGAAGGUCGGAAUCACCGGUAAAUACGGCACACGUUACGGUGCUUCGCUCCGCAAGCAAGUCAAGAAGAUCGAAAUCUCCCAGCACGCCCGAUACACAUGCACAUUCUGCGGAAAGGUCUCUGUCAAGCGUAACGCCGUUGGUAUCUGGGACUGCAGAUCGUGUGGAAAGACUGUUGCCGGUGGAGCCUACACUGUAUCGACACCAGCUGCUGCUGCAACACGCUCGACUAUCCGUCGUCUGCGCGAGAUCGCCGAGGUCUAA
Molecule: messenger RNA, 279 nt
Organism: Fulvia fulva
Lineage: Eukaryota; Fungi; Ascomycota; Dothideomycetes; Mycosphaerellales; Mycosphaerellaceae
Product: 60S ribosomal protein L43
Exons: 3
Coding region: 1-279 (92 amino acids)
Biological process (GO): translation
Cellular component (GO): ribosome
Molecular function (GO): structural constituent of ribosome
Source: RefSeq, a predicted model, not a curated record